CAGAGAGAAUUCAGUUGCAACCACGUCCGCUGGAUCGUGUCCCGCUGGUGCCCACUCUACGCUCGCACACAACGCCGCUGCCCUCCUCAUGUUACCCACUGCGAGUACAGGUACGUCUCCGAUAUUGCUUUUCGAGAAUGCAAGCCCACAGCACCCAUCGUCUGGGAGAGCAUGAUUAGGCGCAACAAC
Molecule: messenger RNA, 189 nt
Organism: Colletotrichum navitas
Lineage: Eukaryota; Fungi; Ascomycota; Sordariomycetes; Glomerellales; Glomerellaceae
Exons: 2
Source: RefSeq, a predicted model, not a curated record